Molecule: messenger RNA, 588 nt
Organism: Scaptodrosophila lebanonensis
Lineage: Eukaryota; Metazoa; Arthropoda; Insecta; Diptera; Drosophilidae
Product: acyl-coenzyme A thioesterase 13
Exons: 2
Coding region: 67-510 (147 amino acids)
Molecular function (GO): fatty acyl-CoA hydrolase activity
Source: RefSeq, a predicted model, not a curated record
CAGUAGCUUUCGUCAUUUCGGAGAGCACGGUUGUUGUGUUUGUUCAGGCGGAGAAGCUGCAGUGUAAUGGCCGCAAAGCGUGGCGUUGAUUUCCUUAAAACAGUGGCUGAAUAUAGCGCCAAGUGCAAAAGUUUCGACGGUGUCAUUCAUAUGGUGAAAAUAACCGACGGCGGUGAUGGACGUUGUGUUGGCGAGUUUACUGUUGAAGCGGAGCACUUGAAUCGCAAGGGUUCCUUGCAUGGAGGGUUAACAGCCGCUAUUCUGGAUAAUAUUACCACUUAUGCACUAAUGUCUAAAGGUUCCCAUCCUGGCGUUUCAACCAGCUUGAAUGUGAGCUAUUUGGCGGCAGCUAUGCCAGGUGAUAUUGUUGAGGUAGACGCCAAUACAGUGCGAGCUGGACGCAAAUUGGCGUACAUUGAGUGUGUGCUACGUCGUAAGUCUGAUGGAGCAGUUAUUGCCACUGGGGGACAAACCAAGUUUGUGGAUAUGCACCAAGAUGCUAAGAACUAAAGGGAGCCUACUUUAACUCAGUAAUGUAAUUGACGAGAAUAAAUGAGCGCAAGAAGCUAAUCUAAUUUAAAAUUCUAA